This is a messenger RNA of Cavia porcellus (domestic guinea pig), 3860 nucleotides long. It is a transcript of the gene Actr2, whose product is annotated as actin related protein 2. The record is from RefSeq and is a predicted model, not a curated record. Gene Ontology annotation, molecular function: actin filament binding. Gene Ontology annotation, cellular component: actin cortical patch; Arp2/3 protein complex. Gene Ontology annotation, biological process: Arp2/3 complex-mediated actin nucleation. The transcript has 10 exons. NCBI's taxonomy places the organism in Eukaryota, Metazoa, Chordata, Mammalia, Rodentia, Caviidae. Bases 142 to 1341 code for a protein of 399 amino acids.
AACUUCCGGGUAAAGGAAAAAAAAAAAUUGGGUUGUAGGAGGGGCCGCGAAGAGGGAGUAGGAGGAAGCGGCCAGGGCCGGGCGGCGGCGGCGGCGGCGGUUGUAGGUUGUGCGACGGCAGCGGCUCUUCCGGGGUGGACCAUGGACAGCCAGGGCAGAAAGGUGGUGGUGUGCGACAACGGCACCGGGUUUGUGAAGUGUGGAUAUGCAGGCUCUAACUUUCCAGAACACAUCUUCCCAGCUUUGGUUGGCAGACCUAUUAUCAGAUCAACCACCAAAGUGGGAAACAUUGAGAUCAAGAAUAACAAAAAGAUGGAUCUCAUGGUUGGUGACGAGGCCAGUGAAUUGCGCUCCAUGUUAGAAGUGAACUAUCCCAUGGAAAAUGGCAUAGUGCGAAAUUGGGAUGACAUGAAACACCUGUGGGACUAUACGUUUGGCCCAGAGAAACUCAACAUAGAUACCAGAAAUUGCAAAAUUUUACUUACAGAACCUCCUAUGAACCCAACCAAGAACAGAGAGAAGAUUGUAGAGGUAAUGUUUGAAACUUACCAGUUCUCUGGUGUGUAUGUAGCCAUCCAGGCAGUUCUGACUUUAUAUGCUCAAGGUCUGCUGACGGGGGUGGUGGUGGACUCUGGAGACGGCGUGACUCACAUCUGCCCGGUGUACGAAGGCUUUUCUCUCCCUCAUCUGACCAGGAGACUGGAUAUCGCUGGCCGGGAUAUCACCAGGUAUCUCAUCAAGCUGCUUUUGCUGCGAGGAUAUGCCUUCAACCAUUCUGCUGAUUUUGAAACAGUUCGCAUGAUUAAAGAGAAGCUGUGUUAUGUAGGAUACAAUAUUGAACAAGAGCAGAAACUGGCUCUAGAAACCACAGUAUUAGUCGAAUCUUAUACACUCCCAGAUGGACGGAUUAUUAAAGUUGGGGGAGAGAGGUUUGAAGCACCAGAAGCUCUAUUCCAGCCUCACUUGAUCAAUGUGGAGGGAGUUGGUGUUGCUGAGUUGCUUUUUAACACAAUCCAGGCAGCUGAUAUUGACACCAGAUCUGAAUUCUACAAGCACAUUGUGCUUUCUGGAGGAUCUACUAUGUAUCCUGGCCUGCCAUCACGGCUGGAACGUGAACUUAAACAGCUCUACCUAGAACGAGUCUUAAAGGGAGAUGUGGAAAAACUUUCUAAAUUUAAGAUCCGCAUUGAAGACCCACCCCGCAGAAAGCACAUGGUCUUCCUGGGUGGCGCAGUUCUGGCUGAUAUCAUGAAAGACAAAGACAACUUCUGGAUGACCCGGCAGGAGUACCAAGAGAAAGGCGUCCGCGUGCUGGAGAAGCUUGGUGUGACUGUGCGAUAAACUCAGGGCCCAGCCCGCCACACCACUAAUGCUUUCUUUUUCCCUUUAUUGGCAAUCUUUGAACUCAUUCAACUCCAGGUCGUGGAAGAGGCAUCUCUGUGCCCUUUGACUGGAAAGGUCAAGUUUUAUUCUGGUGUCUUGGGGGAGCUUUGUUAAAUUUUUGUUCCUGUGGGUAAAUCUGGCUGCUUCAUGCAGCCACUUCCCUGCAAACAAAGCCGGAGGGUAAAGGGUCUGUGCCGCUUUGUUUCUUCUACGUGUGCUUUUAGAUCCCUGCGGUCCCUUCCUGUUUUCACUUUACCGCUCUAAUGUUCCUAGUUUUAGUAUUUAGCACAGUAGGUGGUGUGCCUGUAUUAGCAUAAGAAAAACUAUAGCCGCUUUUACACUUCCCGGCGGGUGGUAAGGGUGGGUGGCAGCCCUGGACCCCUUGGGCGGGGCGGUAAGGGUGGGUGGCAGCCCUGGACCCCUUGGGCGUCUCCUCUCUGCUGUGGCGCCUGCUUGCAGCAGGUGGUGCUGCAGCUCUGGUACCUUAAGGCUUCUGCUGUAACAUCCUAGGGCGAUCCUCGCUCAAAACUAAAGUGCUCCCGGUAGGUUACUUUGGGGGGGGGGCUUAGGGAGGUUUUGAUUAUGAUUUUUGAGGUUUUUCUGCAGCGCAGGGGUUGUGCAGAACAUGAGCUUCAGUUACAGUACUUUAAUUUGGCAGGUUUUCUUCUUCUGGUCUGCCUGGAACUGUUUCCAUAUCAUAUAACAAGUGUAAUAUUCCAUUACCUUGUGGCUUAGGGAUCUGUUUUUUUAAUUGACCAUGUUAGUUGGCACUAGAUUCCCUAGAAUCUAUCAAUGGAAAAGUAACAUUUAAAUAUGCUUUUAAAAAUAAAUAUUCUUUUAUUAACUCAAAUUACAGUGCUUAAGAGCUGGUGUUUUCUAGUAACCCAGCAGCCAGUACCAUUUCUUGCAGAUAAUUAUUUCAUAUAACUGAUCAGUGCUUAUUUAAUAAAAUGAGCAGUUACAUAUAAAUAAUUACUGGCAGUAGGUUUUCGUUGUUGGUUUAAAAAUUACAUUGGAAUGUGGGACUUGUUGCCAGUUGUAAUUUUCAUUUGCUUUUUGUCUGUUUUGAUUUGAGACCUACAAGCUAAGUAAAAUCUACUAUUUAAAAUAUUGGCCAAAAAGAAGAUUUAAAUAUGGCUUUGCAUUAAAAACAAAUCCUAAUUUCUAAUUCUCAGAUGUCCUUUAUGCUUGAAGGAAGAGUGGCUGGGAUUUUGUAAAUGUUAGCAAACUUUACUAUGUCAGAAAGUCCUAUGAAUCCUAUCAGUAUUGUUAUCUGAAAAAACAUUGAAUAACACCCAGACAUGAGUUUUUCCUAAAUUUGAGAAAUAAUAAGAAAUCACAUCAUGCUAAGUAUAAAAUGCAGACUUUUCUGUAUUUCAAAACAUUAUUUACUAAAGCUGGGUUUGAAAAGGAAAACCUUAAUUUUUUAAAUUAGAAAUUGGCUUGUCUCUUUUUGUAUGAGGAAAUUUAAAAAUUAGUUUAUAUGAAAUAAGCCAAGAGAAGUGUAUUUUUAAUUAUGUAGUUCUGUCAAACUACUUUUUCUCUGUUUUACCUCAACUUGAACACAGACGUUGGUGUGCAUGCUGGACAUGCUUCAGUACACGUGAACAACCCGUGAAUAAUGUCAGCUGGAGCUGGGGACAUGGCUCGCACAGCUCUUGGGAAUCUGAACGUGUUCCUGACUCACAUACAGGUCUUGUAGCUCCUGCAGACUCCUCCUGAGUUCUAGGUUUACUAAAGGACACGUGCUAUAUGGAGGACCAGUAUCUAUGACUAAUUCAGAUAGAUGGGUUGACUCGUGGUCUUUGGUCAUGACUUUAAAGUAUGGGUAUAAAAAACAACAAAGAAUGGGAAGAACUCUUAAAACAAUGAGAAAACGAAUUCUUGUUAUUUGCCCCACAGAUGUAGAAUUUGUUUUUAUUUCAUAAUUCAGCUAGCAAAAUGACAGUUCAAAUGGUAAAUUAAUAUAUGUGUGAUAAUUUAGAAAUUCCAUUUUAUAAUUUUCCUAUAUUAAAGUGAAAUAAUACAGUUAAUCAUUUGGAAAUUGGGAGGUGUUAUAUUCAAUUGAAAUUGUUAAGUAUGGGUGGGAUUGAUUUCUAUUUUAAAAGAGAUCUGAUUUUUGGAGACUGGGGAUUUAGCUCAGCGGCAUAAGCUCCUGCCUUGCAAGCAGGCAGUUGUGAGUUCGAUCCCUGGUACUGAUAAAAAGUAAAAGAGAUCUGAUUUUUAGCUCCUGAAAACCCAUUGUCACUUUCAUUCCAAUGAUAAUUAAAUUGCUUUAUUGUUAAAUUAGAAUCACCAAUACCUUGAAGGUUUCUUAGAAAACAUGAUACUGCCUGUAAACUUCUACACAGUUCUGAGUGAGCACUGUUAAUAUCCAGAAAGUACUUUGAGUGAUUGAUGGAAAGCUAAAUGUUCUAAAUUGAAUGCAAAUAUACUUCUUACUGAUUUAGAAAAUAAAAUCAGAUUUUUCAAAGUAA